GAUGGCUGCUCUGCCGCCUGAGGCAGUUGGUCCGUCAGCGCCAGUCUGUCAGCGGGGCCGCUGCGCCAAGCAGGGCGUAGGGUCACGUCUCAUUCCUUCCCUGCCUUCCUUCAGCCCCUCCUUGGCACACGUCGGGCAGGACUUGCGCUGGCUCCGCCAUGGUGCCUCCUCCACCUCUGCCCGGAGCUAGCGCAGCUGUUCAGUGCCUCACGUCCUUCCUUGACGCUUUAAUAACGUCUCGGGUGACAGCGUAGACCUCCCUGGGAGAGGGAGAGGAGGCCUGGCAGUGCCACCCGCAGCAGAAAGUGACUGAUGGGCUGGUCCGGUUCGUCUCGGCGGGCUGUGCGCAGGCUCCGCCGUGCGAGGCCGUAGCCGCUGCAUGGACGCUGCGGGCUCCGCGGCAGCCGCGUUGCUCUGGAACGGUGCUUGGCAAAGGCUGGCUCUUGGCAUUCGGAGUACAGCCUGCAGUGCUAACCCUGCCAACCUGGCAGGAUCAGAGACCGGGAGGUCGUUAUGCUGCAAGUCAUAGGCUGAACAUUAAUGUCCAGUUCUGCCAGUUACCGCUGCGGCUGCCUCGCAGGGCUGUGAACGGUCGUGGCUGAGGGCUCAGAUUGAUGAUCUCUCCAAAUGUGUGUUAGCUGCUGAGCAGAGCCAGUAAACAAACUGGUGCGAGAUCCGCUGGGGCCUGCGAGUCAGUCAUUGAAGCACAGAAUUGGUUGGAAUUUUAAGAUCAUCGAGUCCAACCAUUAUCUCAGCACAUCUUUGUACCGUCUGAACACCCUCAUGGGAUAGAGUCCAAGCACUGCAAAAAAAGGACACACCUUGAUUUGUGGAUUUAAAUGGAAAGCAGGGUUAAGAUACACAACAGACAUGAAAUGCUGCAAAUGAUGCUACUCAAAAAAAGGAACGCCUCUGACACAGAGAAUAUGGACACAGUGACCCCUUUUUCACUCUAAUUGUGCGAUAAAAUGCAGCUUCCAGAAGUCACUUUCAUUACAGUUGCCCCUACGAGAAAAUCUACAAUUAAUCAGUAAUUUAUUAGUUUAUUUCCUCAAAGAGAGAUCCAGAUUUAUAAACCAUGCAGAAUUCUGGGGGGAAAUUGAUUUGAUGCGUGCCAUUAGUUGUCAGUCGUGCAAUAAGGACACGUACAGCAUGACUAGUUGAUUAGAGAGGGUUCUUCUUAGGCUUCAAUCUAAAACGGUAAUGAAAACAGUAAUGCACUUGGCGCCUAGGGAAAGAAGUUCAGACUCUCGUUGACCUGGUGGGCUUGUGAAUCUCUCAUUGGCUAAGAUGUCCUGUCUGGUUCUUGUCAGCUCCUCCUAGAAAGGUGGAGUUUCUCAGGAGGCUCCCCUAAAGAGGGUGAGAGGAGGAAAAUGCUUCUCUCUAGGAGGGGUUGCUGAUAUUUUUAUAGAGGGAAACAUACCCCAAGCAGGGAGGAGGAAACAGAGUGCAAGUCAUACCACAAUUGCUGUUUGCAGGGUCUCUGAAAAAGAAAGUAUCAGGAGCACUGGAGAAUCAAGGACCCAGAACAUAGCCAAUACCUUGCUACCUGACCUAUCUAUUUUGGGUGAUGUGCUGAACUCUGAAGACAGAGGUGGUCUUCCACAAAAAACAGACGUUCAGUGAGGAAGAAGUGAGCAAAGGGGUGAACCUAAAGAAUCUGUUGGAGGUUUUUUUACCUCUUGGUGUUCCUGUGUGAAGUAAGUAUUAAUGCUGCCUAGUUUCACAGGUGGAGAAAGGCUGAUUAUACGCAGGCAAAAGGCUAGCAGGAGCUUUUCCAACAUUCUCCUCAACCAGAGUUCUCAUAAAGAGAAUGCAGACAUCAAAAAGAUGUAAUCAAACUACUUUGGUAGAAUCCUGUAAUUCAAUAGAACUAAUGCUAAGUACGAUUUUAGGUUUCCUCAUGUUUUCAUUCCUUAAUCCAUGUUAAUGUAGACACUGUCUGGAAUCCAUCUGAAAUCCAUACUAACAACCCAGGAGGAAAAAUGAGCAGGAUCAAGGUCAAAGAGUCAAACCUCACACCUCUACCUGCUUAAAAGGCUCUUAAGAUGUGUCUGGAGUGUUUUCAUGGUCUUGUGGGUCUUCUUAGGCCUUCUCAGUGACUGUGAGAUGUAGAUGUUUCUGGUUGCUAGUAUCACAAAUGCUGACAGCAGGACCAAAACAUAAAUUUGACUGAACUACCUGUAGCAGCUUGGAUCCCAGGUAGUUUGAAUAGCCUAACCAUUUCUAAAGGGGUGUUCACUGGGUAGCUUUCAUGCUGUAGAUGAGUUGAUUCAGUGAACACUUCCACAGUGCUCCAUAAUGUGGACCUAGAAGAAAACAUUGCUGCAGCUCAUGUUUUGGUAAAAUGGAUGGAAUAGGAAAAACCAAAACUGAACGUAAAUGGAAUAAGCAGAGGUGGGGAGCAUUGCUGAUGUGAGCAGUGGGGUCUGCAAGCAGCAGAUGAGCUCCUCUGCCAUGCUAGUCCUGUGGCAAAGCCGUGUUCUGUGAGAACAGUACUUGGAUGUGCAGUUUUGCUGUGGCACUUGCAACCUCACGAAUAAUGAAUAAAACUGCAGACCUCUGAAGUAAGAGCAUCCCGAAUUUCUGGUAAGAAAACCCGUAGCAGCCGUUGCUGAUCCGUCUGCAGAGGAAGCUCUGAGGUGACCGAGGCUCACAUUUCUUGCGGCGGCCUAAAGCUGACUGGACGGAGAUUCGGCCAGCAGGCGCCGUGCUCCAGGUUCGCGGGGAAGAGCUCAGUCACCUUUGGACCGGGAGAGAGGGAGGGAAGGCUGCUGAGGCUGCGAUAGGCCGAGGGCGCAGCUCCGCGGCUUUCCCGCCAGCGCGCCGCCGAUAGGGCGCGCCCGGGCCGCCCGGCCGAGAGGCGGAGCCAACGGCUGCCCAAGACCUCCGCGGGCCGUGCGCAAAGCGAGGCACUCUGGGAAUCCGCCCGCCGCCAUAUCUGUCUCUAUGGUAGCGGGGGAGGAGCGUCCCCGCCCAGCGCUCCGGAGCGGUUGCGAGGAGGAAAUGGCGGCUCGGCUCGUCUGAGACCUUCGUCUGCGGUGGCGAAAUCCUCUCAUCUUCUCCCCCCCCUUCCCCGUGGAGCCAGCAGUAAAAGGAGGAUUGGCAGACUUUGGUCCUGCUGGCAGUUUAGAGCCUCAGUCUGGCCCUUCUGAGUCAUGGGCUGGAUGGAUAAUGCUGCAUGACUCUGAUCCUUUGCUGCCCUCCUCUGGCUUUCUGCUUCAGUCAGCUCUGCCGGGAGAGACCAUUCGAACAUCUAAUGCUGUGUCAGCAUUUCAGAGUGGGGACAGUAGUGUCCAUGUUAUGGAACAAGCUGUAAAUUCACAACCAGUGCCAUUAGAAUCUGUAUCUAAUACUGACAACAUGGAAAAUAAUUUUCCUGCAUCAGUUUUGGAUGAGAAAGGUGAACAAAGCAAUGAGGAAGAACAAAAAAAUAUCAAGCCUACAAGUAAAGAGUUCAGGAAAACCUGGGGCUUUCGAAGGACUACAAUUGCUAAGCGAGAGAGUGCUGGAGAUGCUGAUGUGGACUCUAGUGAACAGCAGCCACAGCAGCAGCAGCAGGGCUUGAACCUCAGGCGCAGUGGUCGGCAACCAAAACGAACAGAAAGAGUGGAAGAGUUUCUUACAACAGUAAGACGCAGAGGAAGGAGGAUUGUGCCUACUGUUCUGGAAGAGUCAGGUGAAACAGCAUCCUGUCCAGCCACUGAUGCUGAAACUGCUUCAGAAGACAGUGUUGAGAGCACUCCAGAUACAAAACCUGUGACUCGACGGAUUGUCACCAGGAGUAGCAAGGAGCAGAAAGACUCUAAAACCAGAGUUAUGAAAGAAGAGGAGGAGGAGGAGGAGGAAGAAGAAGGUGAUGAUGAUGAUGGAGAGGAGGAAGAGGAAGGUCAUACUUCUGAUAGUGAUAGUGAUGGGUUAACACUCAAGGAGUUGCAGAAUCGACUAAGAAAGAAACAAGUUGAAGAGAAACCUGGUCAGCUUAUCCUGAAGGACAUACAGAACCGUGUGAGGAAAGGAAACUCAGAACAAGAUCCUACAGAAAGAGGUGAUGUCCAGCCUGAAGAACAAGCUGAGCCUGAACUGCCUGUCAAACAAGAACCUGAGACUGCAGACGGCACCAAGACUGCAAGUCAAGUGGUUGUGUCUGAGGAAGACACUAAGGAUCUUCAGGUUCAGGAAGCAGACAAGCCAGCCCUUGGCCCAAAAGGGAUCACAGAUGAAGAGCCUGAAGAGAUGCCCAAAAGCAAACCUGAGUCUGAGAUUUAUGACCCAAAUGCAUUGUAUUGUAUCUGUCGUCAGCCUCAUAACAACAGGUUUAUGAUUUGCUGUGAUAGAUGUGAGGAAUGGUUUCAUGGUGACUGCGUGGGUAUUUCUGAGGCUCGAGGGCGAUUGUUGGAAAGGAAUGGUGAAGACUAUAUCUGUCCAAACUGCACCAUUCUCCAGGGACAGGAUGAGCCUAUUUCAGAAGCAGACCAGCAGGAAGCUAAACCAGGGCAAGUAAAUGUGGAUGGCACAGAAUUCACAAGCAUAGGAACGAUUGAACAAAAAUCUGUGGAGGACCAAGGAAUCAAGGGUAGGAUUGAAAAAGCUGCAAAUCCAAGUGGGAAGAAAAAACUAAAGAUAUUUCAACCUGUGAUUGAAGCCCCUGGUGCAUCCAAGUGCAUUGGCCCUGGCUGUUUCAAUCUGGCUCAGCCUGACUCUGUGUAUUGCAGCAACGACUGCAUUCUCAAACAUGCUGCAGCCACUAUGAAGUUUUUAAGUGCUGGCAAAGAUGGAAAACCAAAACCUAAAGAGAAGAGCAAACCAAAAUCUGAAAAACCUGGCAUGCCAAAAUCUCAACUACAGGCAGGUUCUAAGCCUCUGUCAAUCCAAAAGAGAAAUCUUCCUGAGAAAAGAGAGAUCAGUGUGAAGAAGACUGUUUUGCCAGCUACCAAGACUGAGGCAAACACUCAAGCUUUUGCUAGAGAGCCAGCAGCAGAGCACAGCACACCGUCCUGGGCAAGCGAUCAUAAUUACAAUGCUGUAAAGCCUGAAAGGACUGCUGCCAUUUCAUCUUCACUGUUGUUCAAAUCUCAAAGGGAAGAGAGAAGGAAUGAGGACAGAGCAGACUCCACACUAGCAUCAAAGAAAGCUGUUGCAUCUGGAACGGAGAAACAGACUUCUCUCCCGAAAAAUCUUCCUUCAAAGAAGCCAAUAUCCUUAUCUAUCACAUCAGUAACUAAGCUACCACUUAAACCUGUUUCAAGUUUCAAAGGUGUCAUUCCCAAGAAACCUUGGCCUUCUUCAGGCGGCGUUCCUUCAUCAGGCACUGCUCCUGCAAAGCAUUUGGCUCCGGCUCAGGGCUCAGCCCUUUCCAAAAAACCAGCUGCAGCUUCCACCUUGGGUGGAGGACUCAGAAAGAUUUCGCUUUCUCCCAUUGCCACCACAUCUGGAAGUAGUCAAGGAAAAGCAUCAACCAGCCCUGCCCAGUCACAACCCAACUCUCAGAUUCGGCAGAACAUUCGACGAUCCUUAAAAGAGAUUUUGUGGAAGAGAGUCAAUGAUAGCGAUGACCUGGUGAUGACAGAGAGUGAAGUAGGGAAAAUAGCACUCAAUAUUGAAAAGGAAAUGUUUAAUUUGUUCCAAGUUACAGACAACAGAUACAAGAGUAAAUAUCGCAGCAUCAUGUUCAAUCUGAAGGACCCCAAAAACCAGGGACUCUUCCAUCGUGUCCUUCGUGAGGAAAUCUCACUGUCAAAACUAGUGAGAAUGAAACCAGAAGAACUUUUGUCUAAAGAACUGUCUGUGUGGAAGGAGAAACCAGCUAAAGCAACUGUAGAGGCAAGAAGCAAAUCUCAGGAGAUUAAGAAAGCUGCUGUAAAACGGGAACACGUGCCGGCUGUAAACAUGGAAGAUUCUCCACCAGUGUCUGAUUCUGAUGAGCAGCAAGAGUCAGCCCGAAGCGCACCAAAUUUAAGUAGUGCUCCUCCUUUAGAUGUUUUUAGCAGCAUGCUGAAGGAUACAACAAGUCAGCACCGAGCCCAUCUCUUUGACUUGAACUGCAAAAUCUGUACAGGUCAAAUUUCAGCAUCUGAUGAUGAAGUACCAGCUAAGAAGAUGAAGACAGCACCUCUUGUUAAAAAAGUGGAGUCAAAAUCAAAACCAGAAGUUCAGUCAAAAUCUGAAAGUUCUGCACUAGCCCCAUCAGCAGAGCCUGACAAAGAAGCUGAUUCUGACGCAAUGGAAAUUGACCCUGAACCAGUAGAAGAUACAGUUUCCCAGAUAGUUGUAGAAAGAAUUUAUGUUCCUACAACACAGAGUUACAACAAUGUAGAUUCUUCUGUACCUGAAGAGGCUUCUGCUUUUCCUGCCACUUGUGCUGGCCCUGUUGUCACAACUGUAACUGUUUCUGGCAGAGACCCUAGGACAGCAAUGAGCAGCUCCUCUGGUAUUGCGACAUCAGCCCUGCGUUCUGGGCCUGCAUCCGAUAGAAUUUCAACAGGGGAAACAAAACAGGAGACUUCAAAACCAAUUAUGACAGUCCCCAAAUCAAUACUAACAAAGCCAUCAUCCUCACCAGAUCCAAGAUACUUAGCAGUUCAGCAAUCGCCCAAUAUCAACGUUGCAGAGCCACGCUCACCUCAAGACAGCGACACUUCCCUCUUUCUCUCUCGUCUCAACACCAUUUGGAAAGGAUUUAUUAACAUGCAGAGUGUGGCCAAAUUUGUCACUAAAGCAUAUCCUGUCUCCGGGUGCUUUGAUUAUCUUAGUGAGGAUUUACCAGAUACAAUUCACAUUGGUGGGAGGAUCUUACCGAAGACAGUCUGGGAUUACGUUGGCAAACUCAAAUCCUCACUUUCUAAGGAACUGUGUUUGAUUCGCUUCCAUCCCGCAACAGAAGAAGAAGAAGUUGCCUAUAUCUCUCUCUACUCUUAUUUUAGCAGUCGUGGUCGUUUUGGUGUUGUAGCUAAUACCAACAGACAUAUCAAGGAUCUCUACUUGAUUCCCCUGAGUUCUAAGGACCCAAUUCCUUCCAAACUCUUGCCUUUUGAGGGACCAGGUCUUGAGACAUCUCGGCCAAAUUUAAUUCUUGGACUGGUUAUCUGUCAGAAAGGGAAGCGUCCUGCCACUAGCAUUGAAGCAGAGAAGAUAGAGGAAAAGCGAAGCAGAAUUCAGACACACGAGGAAAGUGAAACCUCACUGUUCCCCAAGGGGCCACAAGCUGCUUCACAAGAGAAGAAGACCCCCAAAUACACCUUCUACUCUGCAGAUUCCUCUGUAAGUACAACACCACCUGGAUCUCCUCCACCUCCGCCUCCACUUCCUGUCCCGGACACCUCAGCGGUUACGCCUUCAGUAUUAAAAAUCCUGUCCUCGAUUAAAAGUGGGAGCACAGCUGCUGCCGCACCACCAGUUUCCACCACUGCUUCUGCAAGUGCUACUGCUACACAAGCUUCGUCCUCCAAAACUGCCACACCUCUGGAGCACAUCCUGCAGACACUCUUUGGGAAAAAGAAAACUUUUGAGCCUCUUGCCAAAGAUUCUGAAACUGUGCAGUCUUCUGCCCAGGAAGGUCAAGCUGCUGCUGAUGCGGGGGUGUCAGCUGUGCCACUGCUAGAUCCCAUUGUGCAACAGUUUGGGCAGAUGUCAAAAGAAAAAGCUAUAGAAGAGGAGGAAGAUGACAGACCAUAUGAUCCUGAGGAAGAGUAUGGUCCAGAGAAAGCUUUUGAAGUGCAGAGUGGGGAAAGUGAAAAACACUACAAUGUGGAAAAGCUGCCUAGUGCAGCAGAACUAGAGGAUGAGGCCUAUGAUCCCGAAGAUGAAACUAUCUUGGAAGAAGCAAAAGUGACUGUUGAUGAUUUACCUAACAAGAUGUACACAGACACUAAACCCAGCGCUUCAGAAACACCUGCUUCAUAUGUGCCUGACUUAUCUGCAGCCUCAUCCUUGGUAGAACAGCAAAAAAUGUUGGAAGAAUUAAACAAACAAAUAGAAGAGCAGAAAAGACAACUAGAGGAACAAGAAGAAGCCCUCAGGCAACAAAGAGCAGCUGUUGGUGUUUCAAUGGCUCAUUUUUCAGUGUCUGAUGCUUUAAUGUCACCACCGCCAAAAUCUUCCCUUUUGAAGGCUGAAUUAUUCCAUCAGGACCAGCAAGCUACACAAAAAGGAGAUGCCACUUCCUCUCAAAGUCAGCAAGCACAAGUUUUAAACCAGGGCUGUGACCCGAGGCAGAACAGGGAUCCUCGACAAGCUAGAAGGAUGGCCACCGAAACUAACGACAGUGCUGACUCUCGCAUCAAGCCACAGGUGGCACAGAAUGAGAUCGCCCCAAGAGAAGUGGCUCCAGCAGGCUUUCCAAGUGCUUUGCAGACUUCACUUGGUAAGGAAGAUCAGACUUUAAUUCCUGCUGCUCAGCCUGGUUUCAGUGGGGAUAAUUGGGUUUCAAGUGAAAAGGCUUCCACAGUGUCCCAGAAUGAAGCAUCUACCAGCAGCUUUGAAAACACUGUUCAAGUUAAUCUGGAAAACGUAAGUCAAGUUGCUACAGGAGAACCAGCAGCCAAGCCUGUGCGUAAAGUGCUGCUCCCAACACCUCCCAGUACAUCUUUUCAGCCUAAUUUCUCCACCCCAAAUGACAGCCAGGCUUUGCCAGACAUGCAUCAAAUACCGUGGUCCAAUGAGUCAAGUGAGGUAAUGGGAAGGGAUUCUUUUUCCAACCCAAUGUUUAUUGCUCAGGAAAAUGCAGCUGGUCACUUCGAACCAUCAGUGCAGUAUGAUGAACAGAGAAAUCCUCAGUCUCAUCAGUUUGUAGAACAAACUGAAUCUCCAUCACACUUUGAAGAAAACCAAGCUGGACCUCCAUUUUCCAUGUCUGGGCAAAAAGGAGGGCCUCCACCCCAAAUGAUGAUGAAUGCACCUGGAGGACCUCAUGGGCCUAAUUUUAGAGGACCAGCACCGCAGUUCCCUGAAGAGCAUGGAUCUCCAAAUAGUGAUGGACAAAGGGGACCUGCAUCUGGAAGAUUUGGAGGUCAAAAGGGCCCCAUUCCUUCCUUAUUUUCUGCACAGCAUGGACCACCAUCUCUUUUCGGUGAUAAUAGGGGUCCUGCCUCUCCUUAUGGUGUUCCAAGAGGAAUGUCACCAUCUCAGUUUGAAGAUUGCAGGGAACCUCCCAUGGAACAAAGGGAAUACUCAGAUUCCCAAUACAAUGAAAUGAUUAGGCCUCCAGGACAGUAUGAAGGACCAGAUCCACCUCAGUUUAUGGGAAACAGAGGACCUUCACCGUAUCCUUUUGGAGGUCAAAGACGGCCCCCACCUGCUCAGUUUAAAGGACAGAGAGGAGGCUCCCAAUUUGGAGGGCCAAGAGGUCCACCCCCGAGCCAUUUUGGGGGACCAAGAGGGCCUCACCCAAAUCAAUUUGAAGGGCAGAGAGGUCCAGCUCCAAAUCAUAUGCCUGGUCCAAGAGGACUUUUGCCACAGCCAUUUGAAGAACGGAGAGGGAAUUCACCACCAAGAUAUCCCAACCAGAGAGGUCCAGCACCGAUGCAGUUUGGAGGACCAAGAGGAUCUACACCUGGAAUGUUUCCAGAAGAAAAUGAUUCCAGAUUUCAUUUUCAAGGUCAGUCAACACAAGGUAUGAAGCCACCCCCAAGACCACUUCUGGACCUUCCAGGCCAUCUAUCAUCCCACAGAAAAGAGAUGUGGGAGGAGGCUGGACCAUCAGCAUCUCUUCCCAAUAUGUCUGGACAAGGAGCUGAGUCGGAAGGACAGUGGUCAGCACCUGACUUCCGAGAGGGCAAGAAUCCUGAAUUUAGAGGCCAGACGUUUGAAGGGGGGAGACCGAGAGAGAGAUACGAGGGAGGAAAUAAGGACAAAGGUUUAGAUCAACCAGAGCCUCAGCAGGCAGAUAAUCGACAAGGCAGACCCUUUGAUGAGAGACGGAGGGACCGAGAACACAGCAGGCCUUGGGAAAGAGACCGUGGCAGAAGCUGGAAUAGAGACCGGGACUGGGAGAGGCACAGAGACAAGGACUGGGAUAAAGGCAGAGACAGAAGCCAAAACAAAGACAGAGAGAAGGAUUCAGAGCGGGCUAAAGAGUGGGAAAGAAGCCGAGACAGGGACCGAGACAGACCAAGAACCAGAGACAGAGACUCCUACAGAAGACGUGACAGAGAGCGAUCGAGAAGCAGGGACAGAGAUCGCGACAGAGAGAAGGACAGGGACCGGGAUCGAAGCAGGGAGAAGGACAGAGACCGAGACAGGGAUCGAGAUCGGGAAAGAGAAAGAGGCAAAGAUCGCAAAGAUCGGAGUAAGAGUAAGGAGAGUGGUAAAGAGACGAAGCCAGAACCACCGAAGGAAGCUCAGAAGCCAACAGAAACAGAAGCUUCAUCUUCCACUAAUCAGUCAUAGAAACAUGGCUGUUCUGUUUCCCCUAAACAAAACACUUGUACAACCCAGCAAGGACCGAGGCAGCAUCUUCUGUACAUAGUGUAUAUUCUCACCCUCUCAAAGAUGCUGGCCAGAAUGAAACUGGCCUUACAAAAAAGACUGAGUAAUGAGUGACUUUUGGACAACUGUGAAUGCAAAUCCUCAGCUAGAGCAAAGGCAAGGACACAGUGGACUUUUCACUUGCUGCAUUUUGUGCAUAAUGUUUUUUCUUACAAAAAUUCACAGUCGUUACCUGUACUGAAAUUUUGUUUUUCUACUUGCAUCUUUAUCUGAAAAUUUCCAUUUACAGUUCAGAAAUGGGAAAAAAAAGAAGAAGAAACAAACAAACAAAUAAAUCUACAAAGAGCAUAUUGCUUUUUUAAGAUUGUAAAGUUAUGUUUUCCAGUAACUUGAAUUGUAAUUUUAUAAGAGAAUUUAAUCCUGACCUUAGGAGCCAUACCUUUACAUCUCAUUUAGGUGAUAUUUCAGUGUCAGAGUCGUUCCUGCAGCACAGCCUUUGAAAACCAGGGAGUCCAACCUUGUCAUCUUUCUUUUUCAACAGAAGGGUCUUGUGUGUUGUAGAAAAGGCUGCAGAAGAUCAGUGUUGAUAAUCAUUGGUGACUGAUUGAGGAAUUGAAAAUGAAAUGUUCUAAGCUCAAAGUGCACUAUCUUCUUUUUUUAUAGACAGGUAUUUUGUGUUCUGGAAUCCAUCUGUUAAGUGUACAGACUAAAAACCAGUCCUACUUAAGGCUUCUUCCUGAGGCUGAGGGGUUUUAAAUGUCAAAUUUUAACAUGUCUGUAAUUAAAGAACAUACAAAAAUAACACCUUUAUAACCAGCAAAGUACAGAAAAGCAUCAGAUAGGUAUUUGAAAACAGCCAAGCCUCUAAAAAUAGGUAUACCAAAGGAAAGGAGAAUUACUUGGUUAACUAGGCCACUAAAUCUGGUCCCUCCAUUGAACUGAUUGGGUGGAGCAAUUUUUUUGGGUUUCUUUUGGUGUUACCUAAUUUUGCCACAGAUUUAAGAAACGUCCCAAUUUUAUUGUACUUUUCAUUCUAAAAGUGUUUUGCUCCUGAAAAGGAAAGAAGUCACUUGUUUUUUUGUUGUUGUUAGACCCUGCUUUAGGCUGGUAGUGCAUAUUAAAAAACUCUCCUCUGGAAAAAUACAAAAAGCCUAACUGAAUUAAGCUUGACAAGCAGAGUGGUGGGGACUGAAGGUUAUCAUUCAAGAGAGAUGUUUUUCAUGAUGAAUUCCAUGACUUUGCUACUUUUCAUGUAUUCUUCAAGUGUGUCAAGCGUGAAAUGAAACCCUGCUUAAUUUAUUUGAACGGUGUAAAUUAACAGUUGGGUAAAUAUUUUGAUAUUUUUAUAAACUAGUUUUGGAACUGUAAAAUUUAGCUUCCUACAAAGCUUUGAAGACUACAUUACAAGUAGCAUGGACGCCACCUAUCUCACCACAGAACUUUCAGUCCAUACUGGUGCAUCUUUGAAGUCCUUACCCAUCAAGGAUUUGCUAGUUGAAAGGAUCCAUCUGUAAUUCUGAACCUGUAGAGAAAACAUUUAACAUGCAGAGAGGUAGUAUGAAAUGCAAACAUCUACUAUGGUGUAAGAUUGGUUGUUUUUUUUUUUUUUUCCCUUAAUGAGAUGUUUCUAAUUUAAAGACCUACCUUAAAAGUAUGCAAAAAGUUAAGCGUGUUUGUUUAGGUUUCCUUGAUAGAAAUUUCUGUAAAUUGUAUUUUAUAUGACAAAAAUAUAUCACUGUACAUUAAAAUAUGGGACUGCACAGGUUUUUGUUACUGUAAGUAGAAUAAACAUCUACAGAGAACUGCUGUCCACUUCUCAAA
Molecule: messenger RNA, 12246 nt
Organism: Pogoniulus pusillus (Red-fronted tinkerbird)
Lineage: Eukaryota; Metazoa; Chordata; Aves; Piciformes; Lybiidae
Gene: DIDO1
Product: death inducer-obliterator 1
Exons: 20
Coding region: 3175-10386 (2403 amino acids)
Biological process (GO): apoptotic signaling pathway; DNA-templated transcription
Source: RefSeq, a predicted model, not a curated record